This is a messenger RNA of Blastomyces gilchristii SLH14081, 234 nucleotides long. RefSeq lists its product as uncharacterized. The coding region runs from base 1 to 234 and encodes 77 amino acids. Lineage: Eukaryota; Fungi; Ascomycota; Eurotiomycetes; Onygenales; Ajellomycetaceae. The transcript is spliced from 2 exons. The record is from RefSeq and is a predicted model, not a curated record.
AUGUCAUUUCUCUUCAAAUAUUCUGUAGUUCUGCAGAUCACCAAGAAGCUGGCAGAGAAGAGAAUUAAGACCUUGUUCAGAUCUCAAAUGUGCUCCAUGAUUCAGAAUAUUGAGAAGAUAGCUCUGCUCUCUGAAUAUGUCAAUCUGCUUACUGCUGAGGUGGAACCCGAGGCAGCAGACCAGGAAAUGUGGGAUUUUGAGGCACAGAUUGACCUGGCUGAGAGGAAGCAGUGA